ACCCUUGCCGAGUAUAAUGUGAAGAUUUGUCGUACAAUAACUUUUUUUCAUUUUAAAGAUUUGUUCUACGGGAUAGUAUUGUAAAGACCACACAGUGUCAUAUUGAGAUAAUUUUGACAGCAUUUUGUAAUUUACACGUGUAUACACAUGUGUGUUCACUUCCUGGGUCCGGAUGAGGGCGUAUUAUAACUCGGAAUUUUAGUGCUAUGUUAACUUUCAGUGGUACACGGAACUGCGAAGAUAACGAACACAACAAAUAGCUAUAACAUCUAUAGACCUCAUUUAGUUUGCUGUCAGUCUAAGCACGACUGAAAACUGAAGUUCCUCAGCGUAAUGGAUGUUUGAAAUGGUUUAUGGAUUUUGAGAAAGAGCUUUACAUCUUUUUCACAUUUGGCGUCUGUUGAUACCACUGUGAAGCCUUAUAUCGUUCUGAACAGAAAAGCGUGGUGAAACACAUUAUACAGAGUUCAAGAUAUGUCGUCGUUUGAAGAACACCUCCCAAUUGUUGGAGUCGAUGAUCUGGCACAUCCAACUGCAGAAGGAUACCUGGAGAAAAAACGGAAAGACAAGAAGUUUCGGAGUGAAAAGCUACAAAAGAGGUGGUGUGUUAUCCAUGGCGGUAAUUUCUAUUACUUCAACAAGUGCACUGACAUAAGACAGAAGGGAUGCUUCAGCCUGAAAGGUUAUUCCUUCCGUAAGCUGGGUAAUUUGUCAUUUGCCAUUGUUUGUGAAGGAAAGCGCCCUUAUGAGUUUGUAGCGCCUUCCAAAGAUGAAGCGGAGAAAUUUAGAAAGGCCAUCACAGGCGGCAAAUCUCCAAGAAAAACGUUGAGAAAAUCCGACAGUUACCCUGGGGUCGAGCCGGCACCUCCUGUUUCUCCUACACGAGAUCGUUCCAUCAGUAUCCCUACUGAUAAAAAAUCCGAGCAAAUGCCAUAUAAAUCGAAGACCCGAUCACAUACACCUGAUCCUUUCCAAAGGAGCCCGAACACACAUUCGCAAUACAGAUCAAACACACUCGGAAGUUCUGAUUAUGGUAAGACAAGGACAGGUUCACCUAACACCCAGCUCCAGAAAACGCAGUCUUCGCCAUACUGCGACAGGUCAACUGUUCACAAACAAUGUCCGGAACUACCUACUAGAAAUAAACUCGAUGUAGAUGAAUACGGCUAUGCAAACGUCGGGGUAAGAAAGAAAGGCCUCCUCCCAGUAGUUGUAGUGGAAAAUAAUGAAAACCUGAUGAAUCAACAACAGUUCAGCAGCAGUGACGAUAGUGAUUCGGAUUAUGAUACUGUUCCCGAAUCUGUUCCCCCAUUUCCAGCACCACGACAUAAACAAGUUGAAAAACUGCUUUCAAUAUCUGCACAAGAAAACAAGAGAAGUAUGGCCCUAGAUAGGCAGAAAAUGCCAUUCCCGGGUUUGACGUCACAGAGCCACGAAAGCAGUGACGAUGAUCAGGAUUAUGACUCUCCCAAAGACUUGCCACUACGUCCUGAGUCGGAUUAUGAUUUGGUGGGAAAGUUUCUUCGCAAACCAAAGGAAAGUUUUGAUAUAGGAAGUACGGGAGAUGAUGACUGUUAUAUAGAUGCUUCAAAACUGGACUCAGUACCAAAUACAAACAGACAACAGAGAUCAAAUCAGCCUCCCAGAGCCCCAUCGAAGCUAGGCAUUCAACAACUUGAGGAUGAUAUCUACUUUGAGCCUACAUCUGAGUUUGGUCAUGUUGAACAAAUAUCGCGUUCACAAAUACAAAAUAUUUUGUGCACUGACGAUGAAAAUCCUUAUUUCAUACCAAGCGAGGAGUCUGGGCAUUCGAAAAAUGACGAACCUUCUUAUUUUAAACCGAAUUUAGAUUGUGAUAAGUCAAGGUUUGAUGAAGAAAACCCUUACUUUGAACCUAUAUCCGACUAUGACAUGCCUGAAGUCGCAGUGGCGGGGUCAUUUCAAACCCCGAAAUCAAAAUCACCAUUAGGCAGAACCAAAUCUCAGGAAAAUGAUGGGUACAUAAAAGUACCUGGUAAUACCAAAAUGACGUCAAGCCGAAAUAGUGACGGUUAUUCCAAACCGGAGGAGAUGGUAUGGUUGAAGCGCAAACCUGCAACCGCAGCAGCAACCAACAAAAAGAGCGAUCUCUUCACAGAUGACUCGGUAAUAUAUGUAAACCUUCCUUUUGCAAUCAAUAAAAGCUCACAGAUGAAACAGAUGGAGCAACAGAUGGAGCUAUCGAGCACAAUUAACUCCAAAAAUACCAUGAAAUUACAAAAUAGCAUGGAGGAUAGCAGUUAUUCCGAUUCUGAUGAUGAAGAUUACAUCACGAUCUAAAUGUGACUGAUGCAGAAUACUACAAAUCACUUUUGCGUGAAAACAUCCCAAAUACCAAGGCAUCGGAACAUAAUGUAAACUGCUGUGUAAAUAACUUUACUAGGAUAAAUGUGAUAUUAACACAGGUUUAGACAAUUAACCGGGAGUACUGUGAUUUCAAGACAAAGUGUAAAAUUCAUUAGAAGUAACUAUCAUUAUUGUUAAUAACUUUCUAAUAACAUAAUAUAUGCAAUUUAAUAUAUUUUAUUAUAAUAAAAUUUCUAAAACCCGACUGAAAGGGUAUAUGCAAGUCCCGAAGUGGCUUCCCGUGUAUAUAAAAAAUAAUUGGGAGUGUUAACACAAGGUAAAAACAAAGUGCUGUGCGGACUUUGAUGAUCAAAGAUGGAGACAAUUUAUCGGGAGUGUUGUGAUGUUAACACAAGGUGGAUACUAUUUACCGGGAGUGCUGUGAUGUCAACAUAAGGUUGAAGACAAUUAACUCGGAGUGCUUUGAUGUUAACAUAAGGUUGAGGACAAUUUACCGGGAGUGCUGUGAUGUUAACAUAAGGUUGAAGACAUUUUAAAUGGGAGUGCUUUGAUGUUAACAUAAGGUUGAGGACAAUUUACCGGGAGUGCUUUGAUGCUAACAUAAGGUUGAAGACAAUUAACUGGGAGUGCUUAGAUGUUAACACAAGGUGAAUACUAUUUACCGGGAGUGCUGCGAUGUCAACAUAAGGUUGAGGACAAUUUACUUGGAGUGCUUUGAUGUUAACAUAAGGUUGAGGACAAUUUACUGGGAGUGCUUUAAUGUUAACUAAGGUUGAAGACAAUUUACUGGGAGUGCUUUGAUGUUAACAUAAGGUUGAGGACAAUUUACCGGGAGUGCUUUGAUGCUAACAUAAGGUUGAAGACAAUUAACUGGGAGUGCUUAGAUGUUAACACAAGGUGAAUACUAUUUACCGGGAGUGCUACGAUGUCAACAUAAGGUUGAGGACAAUUUACUUGGAGUGUUUGAUGUUAACAUAAGGUUGAGGACAAUUUACUGGGAGUGCUUUGAUGUUAAAUAAGGUUGAAGACAAUUUACCGGGAGUGCUUUGAUGUUAACAUAAGGUUGAAGACAAUUAACUGGGAGUGCUUAGAUGUUAACAUAAGGUUGAGGACAAUUUACUGGGAGUGCUUUGAUGUUAACAUAAGGUUGAAGACAAUUCACUGGGAGUGCUUUGAUGUUAACAUAAGGUUGAGGACAAUUAACUGGGAGUGCUGUGAUGUUAACAUCAGGUUGAAGACAAUUAACUGGGAGUGCUUAGAUGUUAACAUAAGGUUGAGGACAAUUUACUGGGAGUGCUUUGAUGUUAACAUAAUGUUGAAGACAAUUUACUGGGAGUGCUUUGAUGUUAACAUAAGGUUGAGGACAAUUUACUGGGAGUGCCCUGAUGUUAACAUAAGGUUGAAGACAAUUAACUGGGAGUGCUUUGAUAUAAACAUAAGGUUGAAGGCAAUUAAUUGGGAAUGCUUUGAUAUUAACACAAGGUGAAUACUAUUUACCGGGAGUGAUGUGAUGUCAACAUAAGGUUGAAAACAAUUUACUGGGAGUGCUUUUGAUGUUAACGCAAGGUGAAAACAAUUUACUGGGAUGCUGUGAUGUUAACAUAAGGUUUAGACAAUUUACUGGGAGUGCUUUGAUGUUAAAUAAAUGUUUACACAAUGUUUAAACAUUUCACUUGGGUAGAUACAAAUGUUCCUAUUUCAUUGAAGAUAUACAAUACGAUUGUUUAUGUAUAUGAGGUAUAGUUUAUAGUACCAAAGUUUGAAAAGCCCUGGUUCAGUCCCUGACUAAUAUGGUGCUCUCAGGUUGGAGGGCUCUCACACAUCUUUCCUAAAUGUCAACGAUUUCUGGAAGGUGUAAGAUAAUAAUGUUAUCCAUAACUUGUUGUAAUUAUGUCUUUGAUCUUUGAUGUCUCUUUGCUACACCAAAGGCGUGAAGCAGGGAUGCAACUUUCUUGGCAUGACCUGGGUUUCCCCCCCCCCCCCCUUUUUUUUUUUUUUAAGCCGAGCGGCUUAUUAAUUCUGUCCAGAGAACGAAAUGACGGACCUCUUCCGUUCAGGGUAAUAAUCUGACAAAUCGUGCUUAGUUUGAUAACGGUAAUGGCUCUGAGACGAGACGAUAUGGGAACCGUGUAAGCUUAUCAAACAUUUCUUUAACACAGCAUGCUUUUUUUCUGGUGUAUGUAUUUCUGAAAAUGUAACAAUUUAAGAACAUGACACAACUGCCGCUGCUGUUUGACAAGAAUUUGCGCUGUGUCAAAAUAUUA
Molecule: messenger RNA, 4610 nt
Organism: Mizuhopecten yessoensis (Yesso scallop)
Lineage: Eukaryota; Metazoa; Mollusca; Bivalvia; Pectinida; Pectinidae
Exons: 7
Coding region: 475-2319 (614 amino acids)
Cellular component (GO): cytoplasm; plasma membrane
Source: RefSeq, a predicted model, not a curated record